This is a messenger RNA of Zasmidium cellare ATCC 36951, 996 nucleotides long. RefSeq lists its product as uncharacterized. Gene Ontology annotation, biological process: secondary metabolic process. The transcript has a single exon. The coding region runs from base 1 to 996 and encodes 331 amino acids. Lineage: Eukaryota; Fungi; Ascomycota; Dothideomycetes; Mycosphaerellales; Mycosphaerellaceae. Gene Ontology annotation, molecular function: carboxy-lyase activity; hydrolase activity. Gene Ontology annotation, cellular component: cytosol; cytoplasm. The record is from RefSeq and is a predicted model, not a curated record.
AUGCGACCACCACCUUUCGCCGUGACCUUGGAAGAACAUGCCACACUUCCCGCCAUUGGCGACGAGAUUGACUUCUACAACAAUGUCUGGAAGACAUGGCCCGCCGUUCGAGAGGCGCUGCGAGACUUUGAUAGUAGACGGAUCUCAGACCUCGAUGGGGGUAAUGUCCGUCUUCAGGUCAUCUCCUCUCUGCCAGGCAUGGCCAGUAUCAAUCCAUCAGGCUGUCGUGCAGGAAACGACGAGCUUGCUGCUCACAUCGCUAGGCAUCCUGGAAGAUUCGCCGGAUUCGCUGCAUUGCCGAUGGAGAGGCCAGAGGAAGCCGCUGCAGAAUUGAAGAGAACAGUUCGGGAACACGGAUUCGUCGGCGCCAUGGUCGACAACAACCUCGCCGAUGGAACGCAUUACCACGAGAAGCGCUUCUGGCCCGUCUUCGAAGCCGCGCAGGAGCUCGACGUACCCAUCUACACCCACCCUUCACCACCAAGCGCCGAAAGCCUCAAGACUCGAUUCGCAGGCCCAUGGCCUACCGUCGUCUCCACGGGAAUCGCAACCGGAUGCUGGGGCUGGCACGAAGACGUGGGACUGCACAUCAUCCAGCUCUUCGCAGCCGGGUUGUUCAAACAAUUCCCUCGUCUGAAGAUCAUAAUCGGCCACAUGGGCGAGCUGAUCCCCAUGAUGAUCGACCGGCUCGACGGCUCGCGGUUCUUCAGCAAAGGCGACGUCGGCAAGUUCUCGGAUGUGUGGGAUCGGAAUAUCUGGGUGACUUCGAGUGGGAUGUUCAGUGUGAGGGUUUUGGAGAUGUUGCUGCAGGUGACGAAGAAGGAGAGGGUGUUGUUUAGUAUUGAUACGCCUUUUAAUGCCAGCGAGAGGGGUUUGAAGUUUUUAGAGGAGCUUGCUGAGAAAGAGGUUUUUGAGAGUCAGGAGGAGCUUGAUGGGUUUGCGUAUGGGAAUGCUGUUCGGUUGUUGAAGUUGGAUGUUGAUGGUGUGGAAGGAUGA